Pygocentrus nattereri (red-bellied piranha) is the source of this 1313-nucleotide messenger RNA. RefSeq names its product cold inducible RNA binding protein a (gene cirbpa). NCBI's taxonomy places the organism in Eukaryota, Metazoa, Chordata, Actinopteri, Characiformes, Serrasalmidae. Bases 52 to 639 code for a protein of 195 amino acids. Gene Ontology annotation, molecular function: RNA binding. Gene Ontology annotation, biological process: positive regulation of mRNA splicing, via spliceosome. The record is from RefSeq and is a predicted model, not a curated record. Gene Ontology annotation, cellular component: spliceosomal complex. The transcript has 7 exons.
CUGAAGUCGGACAUCUCGCGUCUUCUUGUCUGUUGUAGCUAAGGAAGAAACAUGUCGGACGAGGGGAAGCUUUUUAUUGGAGGCCUCAGCUUCGACACAACAGAGCAGUCGCUGGAAGAAGCCUUCUCCAAGUAUGGCGUGAUCACAAACGUCCAUGUUGCCAGAAACCGGGAGACAAACAGGUCGCGGGGUUUUGGCUUUGUUACGUUUGAGAACCCUGACGAUGCAAAAGAUGCCCUGGAGGGAAUGAAUGGAAAAUCUGUGGACGGCAGGGCGAUCCGUGUGGAUGAAGCAGGGAAAGGAGGUGGUAGCCGAUCUGGUGGUGGUGGAUACAGGGGUGGUGGAGGAAGAGGAGGUGGUGGAUUCUUCAGAGGAGGAAGAGGGAGAGGUGGACCACGAGGUGGAGGAGGUUAUGGUGGUGGGGACAGGAGUUAUGGAGGAGGAGACAGGGGGUAUGGCAGUGGUGAUCGUAGUUAUGGUGGGGAUCGGAGCUAUGGUGGAGGAGGAGGUGGCUACAAGAGUGGAGGCUACUCUUCUGGUGGGGGUGGAGACUACAACAGAGACCGGGGUUCUGGCUAUGGAGAUCGUGGGGGCUCCUACAGAGAUGGCUAUGACCGCUAUGGUGCUGCACACGAGUAAAACCCAAGACCCGUCACUUCACUGGCUGUGCGUUAUCUAAAGAUGCACUCCUCAAGGAUCUGUUUUUGUUUCAACAUAGUAGUUUCCUUUGUAUUUUUUUAUAUAUUGUUUUAGGUGGGUGGGGGGGCUGUUCGUAUUGGCUGUGAAAUGUUCUAAAUAAUGUGGGGAGCAUCCUGGCUGCUCUUGUUAAUUAGACCAGUGUUUCCAGUUCUAUCCUGGAGGCACCCCUGCCUUGCACAUUUCAGUGUUUCUUCUUGCUCUGAAAGCAUAUUAAAGAGUGGAUUGCUGGGGUCAGUAGUGUUGGUAGCAUGGAAAACACUCAAGUGUGCAAGGCUUAAGGACCUCUAAAGUCAGGGUUGGGAAACAGUGGCUUAAAUUUUUACUUUCCUGAGCCUCAUGUGAAAUCAAAACUCUGAUAGUCACUUCUGACCAGCUGCCACAGUAUUGCUAUCAUUAUUGGUCCAGCCCCACCUAUGUAAAUUAGUUUAAAGCCUAAGGCAUGUCUUUAAGCUUUAUUCCAUCAUAUAGGGUUUCCCUACUUUUUAACGUUCUACCUCACCAAGGGCAUUUUAGCAACUGUGGUUUGCUUAAAGGUAGAAUCAACAAAAAUAUGACUUGGAGUUGGAAACAUGAAUUUCAUUUGAAAUAAAAUCUAAUUUUAUAGUCAGUAGGAA